This is a messenger RNA of Prosopis cineraria, 1774 nucleotides long. Its product is annotated as UDP-rhamnose/UDP-galactose transporter 6. The coding region runs from base 326 to 1396 and encodes 356 amino acids. The transcript has 6 exons. The record is from RefSeq and is a predicted model, not a curated record. Gene Ontology annotation, molecular function: UDP-galactose transmembrane transporter activity; antiporter activity. Gene Ontology annotation, cellular component: Golgi apparatus. NCBI's taxonomy places the organism in Eukaryota, Viridiplantae, Streptophyta, Magnoliopsida, Fabales, Fabaceae.
GUUACUCAUCGAUCUUUGUUUGGUUCUCGUUCUCGACGAGACAUGCUUAGAACUCACAAUGAGAAGGAUCUCGAAAGCUCAGAAGUGGUAAUCCAAAAGCCCAUCUUUCCUUCCUUUCUCUUCCCUCUAUUCUCUUUCGAUUCCGAACGGCCGGGACGGGACUCUCACUGACCUUGCGGCGGCAUUGCACUGUGACAUAACAUCUCUGUUGACGACUGCAGUUUUGCUAAGUGGACUGAGUCUUGCACAUCACGGCAAAGUGGAUGGGUUGUUAUGGAGUUUUGUUAGAAAGUAAUACUGGUAAAUUGUGAAAGGCGGUAAGAACAUGGCUUCACCUAGUAAGGCUGACAAAAAAGCAGCUGUUGAUGCAGCUGCAUGGAUGUUCAAUGUUGUCACUUCUGUUGGAAUAAUCAUUGUAAACAAAGCUUUGAUGGCAACUUAUGGCUUCAGUUUUGCUACAACGUUAACUGGUCUGCACUUUGUCACAACAACUUUGAUGACAGCUGUACUCAAGUGGCUGGGAUACAUCCAACCCUCUCAUCUACCUCUCUCAGAGCUUCUGAAAUUUGUUCUCUUUGCUAACUUCUCUAUUGUUGGAAUGAACGUUAGCCUAAUGUGGAACUCAGUUGGAUUCUAUCAAAUUGCAAAGUUGAGUAUGAUCCCUGUAUCUUGCCUAUUGGAAGUUGUUUUUGACAAGAUGCGGUACUCAAGAGACACAAAACUGAGCAUAGGUCUUGUGCUAUUGGGUGUUGGCGUAUGCACUGUUACUGAUGUCAGUGUUAAUACAAAAGGAUUCAUUGCUGCCUCAAUAGCAGUAUGGAGCACAUCUCUGCAACAAUAUGUAUGUGCUGCAGUCCUUUGCAUGACAGAUAUUGCAUCUCUUCAAACCUUUGUGGCAGACUUAAGUAGAAAACGGACUCAUUCACACAAACUCUAUCAUGGACAGUAUGUUCAUUUUCUACAACGGAAGUAUUCAUUGAGUUCUUUCAACCUAUUGGGACACACAGCUCCUGCACAGGCUGGAACACUGUUGUUAUUAGGCCCCUUUCUUGAUUAUUGGUUGACAAACGCAAGAGUUGAUAAGUACAACUAUAACAUAGGCUCUUUGCUGUUCAUAUUUCUGUCAUGUAGCAUUGCAGUUGGGACCAACCUUAGUCAAUUUAUCUGCAUAGGCAGAUUUACUGCUGUUUCUUUUCAAGUACUUGGUCACAUGAAGACAAUACUUGUUUUAAUCUUGGGAUUCAUCUUCUUUGGGAAGGAGGGUCUCAAUUUGCAAGUAGUUCUGGGGAUGAUUAUAGCUGUGGCUGGGAUGGUUUGGUAUGGCAACGCCUCAUCGAAACCUGGCGGAAAGGAGCGGCGGAGUCACUCUCUCCCUACAAACAAAACAGGAACAUAGUUGAACAGAAUCCACUGAUUUUGGUGAGUAAUUCAUCAAUUUUCUUUGUUUGUUUGUUUGUUUGUUUUUUUUUUUUUUUAAAGCUGAGAACACACGAAGGUAGGUUUUUGUAGGAGAGUAUUUAAUUGAAUGAAACACUUAUUGUUUAUCAUUAUUUUAGCGUCAUUUUGUCAUUCUUAUAGUUUAAUUUCUCGUUCUAGAUCAAGAGGAGCAAGUGGAUGUAUCUGCUUCAUAAUCAAAAGAAUAUAUUUAUAUUGUGUCUUGACCAAUCCCUGUAAUUCAGUCUGUUCUGUUAGUGUGUCCACUUGAAACUCAUGAAAUGGUUUUGCCGAUUCAUGAAUGAAGCACACGAAUGCAUCAUGCAGGUUCAUAUUGUUA